Penicillium macrosclerotiorum is the source of this 1626-nucleotide messenger RNA. RefSeq names its product putative MFS multidrug transporter. NCBI's taxonomy places the organism in Eukaryota, Fungi, Ascomycota, Eurotiomycetes, Eurotiales, Aspergillaceae. The coding region runs from base 1 to 1626 and encodes 541 amino acids. Gene Ontology annotation, biological process: basic amino acid transport; transmembrane transport. The transcript is spliced from 6 exons. The record is from RefSeq and is a predicted model, not a curated record. Gene Ontology annotation, molecular function: basic amino acid transmembrane transporter activity. Gene Ontology annotation, cellular component: fungal-type vacuole membrane.
AUGACACACGGACAACGGUCCCCGUCUGAAGAGACACCGCUUAUCGCGCCCUCCCACCAACCCCAACAUGACUCGGAGGUCACCCUCGGUGUUCCGAGGGGACUGGCAAUUGCAAUUAUUAUGGGGCUAUUGAUUUUCAUUCAGUCAACCAACAUGUCAAUGAUGACAACCGCCCAGUCCGAUAUUGCCGCCGAUUUGGAUAGCUUUGCAGAAGCAACUUGGUUCACCUCUACUUACAUGAUUGCCAUGUCUAGCGUCACUCCGUUGGCUGGCCGACUCUCAAACAUAUUCACCCCGCGUCUCUAUGUGGUUUUCUCGAGUACUCUGUUGGCCAUUGGCCUUUUCAUCACGGCUGCCGCCCCGAGCCUAACGGUUUUCCUUUUAGGACGUGCCGUUGCAGGAUGUGGUAGUGGUGGGUUGAUGAGCACCGCGAUCAUACUGGCUCUCGAUCUGGCAAGCCCAGAACGUCGUGGACUCUGUAUCGGUCUCGUCAACACAGGUUUUACAACCGGUGUGGCUUCAGGUGCUGUUCUAGCAGGACUCUUGACGCCGAUCUUGGGAUGGCGUAUAUUAUUUUGGAUCCAGGCUCCAGCCGCACUAAUCCUGGGCCCUUCGUUAUUCCUGGUUAUCCCUGUUUCAUCAAGGGGCCUGGGUCUGGUGAAGACCCGUGCUUUGAUGCGUAAUCUUGCCAGAGUAGACUAUGCGGGUGCUUUGACUUUGACACUCUCGGUCACCCUCCUGUUGUUCAGUCUGUCCUCGCCUAAAAUUGUUGUGUGGCCCAUUCCGGUCUCCCUCGCCUGCUUUGCUAGUUUUCUCUUCAUCGAGUCCCAAAGGGCUAAUGAGCCCGUUAUACCUGUUCGAUUGCUCCGAUCUCGCAGUAUUCUGACGACUUGCCUUGCAAGUCUCGGCUUGAUGAUGGCGCGUUGGUCCGUUCUGUUCUUCACGCCGGUCUAUGCCAUGGCGGUUCGAGGCUGGUCACCUGCAUCCGCAGGACUUAUUCUGGUUCCCACGAAUGCGGGCUUUGGAAUGGGAGGACUGCUCGUUGGCUGGUUACAUAUUCGCAAGUCGAGCAGCUAUUAUUUUUCAUGUCUGGUCAUCUUUGCGCUUUUUGCUUUAUCGACGUUGAUUCUGUCGAUUAUCUCUUCGCCCACCUCUUCGGCGGUGCUUUAUCUCAUGACUACCUUUCUGAACGGGCUUUUUGCCGGGGCGCUUAUGAAUUACACGCUGUCGCAUGUCUUGCAUCUCACAGACCCUCGGAUUCAUUAUAUAGUCAGUUCAUUGGUGGCAAUGUUUCGUGGAUUUGCAGGGAGCUUUGGAUCAAGUAUUGGGGGCGGUUUCUUCACCCGCAUUCUCAAAACAUCGCUGGAGACGAGCUUCUUGGAGCACAGGCUGCCACCGAAACCAGACUUGGUUCGCACGCUGCUGGGAAGUCCAGCGACAGUCAUGCAUCUCACAGGAGCUGAGCGGUUAGCUGCCAUUCAGAGCUACCAGCAUGCUAUUCAAAUGCUAUUCCUGGCUGGCAGCCUGUUAGCUCUGGUAGCUACCGCAGUACAGGCUGGGACAGGAUGGACACCAAAGGUUGAAGAAAAUGAGCUGGAGGACAGUAGUGCCGAACAAAACGCCUGA